Molecule: messenger RNA, 696 nt
Organism: Strongylus vulgaris
Lineage: Eukaryota; Metazoa; Nematoda; Chromadorea; Rhabditida; Strongylidae
Source: the annotation of a GenBank genome assembly
AAAUAUAAACAACUCAGUAUACGGUCUUGUUUACCCAACACGGUGGCUUAUAAUCCCUACCUGGAUGAUUUCAGCGGGAAGUCAACGUCAGCAGCUGAACUAGAAUUUCUGGAAAAGGCUAGCAAACUUGAUACAUACGGAUUUGAUCCGUAUACUGUUAAGGAUCCGAAAGAUCCAAAUCAUGCUGUUUAUAUUGGCGUAUCUCAUAAAGGCAUCUUAAUAUAUCAAUCAAAUCAAAAAGUGCAUCACAUUCCAUGGUCAUACCUAUCGAAGGUGGAUUAUGUUGGAAAAGAGCUUCUCAUCUACCCGAUGGAGGCGUACGUGCCGCCGAGCAGCAAUGGCACUGUUGAUGACGCUGCCAACCAUAAAAACAAGCUUCUCAUCUACCCGAUGGAGGCGUACGUGCCGCCGAGCAGCAAUGGCACUGUUGAUGACGCUGGCAACCAUAAAAACAAGGAUCGCAAAUCACGGUUAGUACUGAAGUACCAAUGCCCAUCUGGUACGUUUGCGAAACAUCUCUGGAACCACAUUUUGAGUCAACAAGCGUUUUUCAACGAGCAAAGUGCAUUGAUGAUCAAGCCAAAGUUCUCGAAACCACGGAUUCCUUUAUUAUCGCGUGGUUCUACGUUCCGAUUCCCAUCCCGUCGAGUUCUUCGUGAGAUCGAAAGCACCGACAUCGCGUCAGAUAGCGAGCUU